AUGAACCAUGCCGACCUGCAUGCUCUGUUCGCGUCCAGAGCUAUCGUCAAAGCUCGCUCUUUCUUACGGCAAGGGCUAGGUGGAAGCCCGACCGGCUCAAUCAUUAACGGGGCCGGAUCCUUAUCGAAAAGCCCCAAUGGAUUCGGUGGUUUCGGUGGCGGUGCGCUGGGCACGUCAGCAAUCAAUGCCGAGGUGAACCGAAGAGAUCAUCUCGGUCGAACGGUCCUUCACCUCGCCGCGAGCGAACUAGGGGAUUGGGCGGUUGAAUGGGUCGAGAUCUUGCUUGCCGUGCCCGGGCUUCUCGUCAAUGCCGUAGAUGCUGAAAGCGGGUGGUCCGCCCUUCACCGAGCACUCUACGCCGGAAACAUUUCUGCCGCCCGACUUAUUUUCAACCGCAGUGACGUCGACCUGCGCCUCAAGGAUCAUGAAGGCUUGACCCCGUUUGACGUGUACAACUCGACUAUGGACGGCACCAACCCUCCCCAAUCGCAGACCGGUCUAGGGACGGAUGCAACCAAUCUGUUUCAGCGUGUCGAUCUUACCUUGGGCCGCAGCGAGCUUCAUACCUGGGGGAACAACCGUAACUUUGUCCUCGGCUUUAGCGGCGAUGGCGAUCGAACCUACCCAGAGCGAGUGCCCUUGAGUCGACACGAAGGCGGCGCCGGGCUGAGUGCAUUCGAUCCCGUGAAAGUUCUCGACGUUUCAAUGGCACGGCUCCACACAGGUACGUGCUGUGUUGCUUUCCAGCGCAGACGCUCAGCUCCUUUGAUCUGACAACGAGGGUCGAUCCUACUUCUCUGCAGCCAUUGUGACGGACGAGCCUAGCAACAACAUCCGCCUUUGUGGUUACGGCACGGGAGGACGGCUUGGACCGACACUGCACACGCAAUUCCACUUCACCCCGCUGCACGACUUCCCUCAUCAGGUUGCCGUGGCGGUGGUCUCGCCUGACCAUACGCUUGUCGUCACGACGUCGGGUGCGGUCUGGACUUUCGGUCUUAAUCGAUUUGGCCAACUAGGCUACAUUUUAGACGGCCCGUCCUCCGGACCGUCGUCUGGGUCCACAGGACCCCGUGCUUCUGGCGCUGCGGAUGAUUUGACGCAAUCGCUGCCGCGUCGCGUGCUCGGGUUGCUCAAGAAGGAGGCAGUGGUCGGGGCCGCUGUUUCACGAACGCACAGUGCUGUGAUCACCUCCAACGGAGAUCUCUUUACCUGGGGAACGAACAAAGGCCAGCUGGGCUACCCAGCGCGCGGGACCACCGUCCAGGUGCUGCCACGCAAAGUGACCAGUAUAACCUCCCCGAUUGCCAUGCUCACGACAACCGAGAGUGCGACCGCUUGCCUCCUCGCUGAUUCGAAGGAAGUCAUUGUACUGUAUGUGGAGGGUUACAUACGCAUCGCAAUCCCGCUCACCCCCUUCCCAUCAAAGAUGCAACCCUACCGGCCGCCGAACGUAAGCGACAAGCCUACGAUACGUAAAAUCGCAUCCUGCGGUACCACCUUUGCCGCUUUAUCGACGUUGGGAGACGUCUUUACCUGGACCCUCGAUGGUUUUUCGGCCUCGACCAGUGGCGCCGAUAUUUCUCCCAAUUUCUCGCGGCUGGCACCGAAGCCGCAGCGAAUUUGGUCGCUUCGACGCGCCUUCACCGCUGUCACCGACCUUGGUGUUGGUUUAGACGGAACGAUUAUUAUCUGCACUGUUUCUGGACACUGCUUUGUGCGAACCAAGAAGUUUGAAGCUCAAAUGGCGAAGUCCGGGAGAUCAACACCGACCUCGGCGACCUCGAAAAACAGCAAUGGCGGUUGGAAAUUCACCAAGGUCCCAUUCUUGCAGCGCUGCGUGAGCGUGGCUGCCAACUCAACGGGAGGAUUUGCUGCCCUGCGAUCGGAUGUACCGCUGCGUCAUAUCGAUAUCGAAGGCUCCACGCUCGCGGAAGAUUUGCUGGGUGUACUGCCCCACUGGUCGCGUUGCGAGGCUGACAUACCCAGCACUAAACUCGAAAAGACAGCGCAGGAUGAAGACGACGGAGACGCAGCAACUCAAGCGACUGUGGAAUGGGAUAUCAUAGUCGCAAAGCGAUUGAUGCAAAUACUCGUUACUUGGAACCCUGCUUGCGAAGCUCACUUGGCGGGAACCGACAUCUUCUUUGUUCCAAAUCAAGGCCAAAGGAUUCCUGUUCAUCGCGCGAUGCUGGCGGUGCGAUCGCCCAGUCUGCUCACUCGAAUUGCAGCCGCGUGCCCCGGUGCAGUUGAGCUCAAACUGGACUGCUCGGACUAUUCGGCCCUUUUAUUGAUCCACUACCUUUACCACGAUAAAAUACCGGCGGUCUGGGAUUUGCGCAUUGGACUCUCGUUGCAGGCUGCUUUCGGGAGCAGUCUGACCAUUGGGGUCUAUCACCAAGAGUUGCAGCGCCUAGCUCUCGAUCUCGAACUACCUGCAUUAGUGGAGGCACUGAACUACCAGGCCCGAAUGGUACCGCGGCCAACGCUCUCUCACGACAUCACAAGGCUUUUGCAAUCCUCGCCCGACGCGAGUCGCCUGGCCACCUCGUCUCUGGUGCCCGACAUCGUGUUGGCACUCGCCGAUCGUGACGUUGCUGCCCAUUCAUUUAUUCUCCGCGCGCGCUGUCCGUUCUUCCGCGUCUUCUUCGACGAAAACGAAUGGACCCUGCAUCGCAGGAAUCAUAUCGACGGCAAAAUUCGCUUCAGUCUGCAGCACAUUGAGUGGAGCGUGAUGAGGCUCGUCCUCGAUCAUAUUCACAGCGAUGCCGGAAUCGGCCUGUUCCGAUCGGUCGAGCGAGCCUCAGCAGACGACUACAUCGACUUCGCUACCCAAGUGCUUGCAGUCGCUAAUGAAUUGCUGCUCGACAAGCUCAAAGCGGUUUGUUCCGUUGUGUUGCGAAAGUUCAGUAAGCCUUCCUUGUCAACGCGUCCAGCCUCACGUGUCCCUGUCGAUGACUGACGUCGGGCUACUUGAAUAGUCACGCUUCGCAACGUCUGUGCGAUUUUUUCGGACGCAGUUUUCUACGAGGCCAAGGAUCUUACCCGCACGUGUAUGCAUUACCUUGCCUCUUCGAUGGAGACCGCCCUCGAAAACCGACUUCUGGACGACCUCACCCCUGAGCUGUUAAAGGCCCUGACGGAGUUUGUGCAAGAGCGGCAAGGCAACAAGAUGCCUGUCACUCGCUCGGGUUACCUGGUCAAUGAUUUGAUGGCCAAACAUGCCUCUUUCGUCGCCGAUCUCGACAUUGGGCGGCCUACCGGCGGUGCCCGACGCUGGAGACCUGUAAUUGGCAACUCUAGCUCACCACGACCGUCGCCCAAUUUGCUCUCCCCAGGUCCUUCCCCUUUGAUGAUACCUCGGUCGUCCCCGACUAUGCGGUCUCCUCAUCUUCCGUCUCCUACUGGUAGUCCGUCGAUGCCGGCGCACAAUCUCGAUUUCGAGGACAUGUUCGCUAUGGACGAGGACUUCUCGCUUGACGGCACGGUCCCAGCAACAAAGCCUGCCAGUACAUCGAAUCCGGCCACGCCUAUUAUCCCACCCAUCCGACGACAAUCGGUCAAUACUUGUUUGGGAAGUGCAUCUCCGGGUAGCGCCAAUUUCACUACUCUCGGAUCCCCUCCACCUUCGCGACUUCAGCCGUGGACAAAACCCACCACGGCGCCUCAAAAGUCAGUUGCUUCGUGCUAGACUCGGGCACUGCACCGAGACUAAUCCCCCCCCCCCCCCCUUUUUUUCUCGCUUGUGGCAUGCAGACCUGUAGAUCUGAGAAGCAUCAUUUCUUCCGAAUCGUCCAUCUCAACCACUCCACCGACCACCCUGGGUGCUCGACCGCUUUCCGCCAACGCCGUGCAACCUCUGUCCAAUACGUCUCAGAAGCUGGCACUUAGCAGCCCUUCUGGAUGGAGGCCUAUCGCUUCUACCUCUCUUUCGUCCUUGUCAGAGAUACAGUCACAACAGUCGCUUCGGGCCCCGCCCCGGAUGGCAACAUCUCGGCCCAUUGACCAUAGUCGACGACCAGUUACGCAACAUCCAGUUUCCGCUGCGCCCUCGUCCUCGUCCAUGUCGGCCUAUCGACCGGCACCUCUCGUCCGGAGGGAUCCGGCGUCUGCGAUUGGGGCACCCGUAUACACGCCGACGCGACUCCCCUCUGGAUCGAAACCCACACCACGUGCGGGCUUUAAUGGCGCGGAUGGUCCUUGGACAAACUACACACUUGCCUCCGCACAAACUUAUGCCCCUGCACCGCACUCGGCCUCGGCCUCCUCGGGUCCAUUGGCGGCUUCCCCUGCAGCUUCGUUUGCCGCUAUCCAGUCGCAACAGCGCCGCGAAAUCGAGCAAGUGCGCGAGGGGCGAGCUGUACGAAGUCUAGCAGAAGUGAUGGACGAAGAGCGCCAACACGCCAAACAACGUGAACUCGAAGCAAAACAAGAGCGAGACUUCGAGAUUUGGUUUGAGGAGGAGUCUCGUCGGUUCCAAAUACAAUCCGGUGAAGCUCCUUCGGCACCGGCCUCUUCUGGACGUGGAGGUGGUGGAAGGUCGUCACGACGGUCAGGGGGGAAGAAGCCGGCCCGCGGACGCGGCGCCGCUGGCGAGGGCAGUGACGGAGUGCGAGGUUCGAGCAGGGGCGGAAAGGGCCGAGCAGCCAAACCCAUAAACAGUUGA
This is a messenger RNA of Microbotryum saponariae, 4666 nucleotides long. The record is from the annotation of a GenBank genome assembly. NCBI's taxonomy places the organism in Eukaryota, Fungi, Basidiomycota, Microbotryomycetes, Microbotryales, Microbotryaceae.